AAAAAACCGCACACUUUUGCAUCUCCCCUAUCAUUAUUGUGUUGGUUAAACUUAAGCCAAAGAGUCAAGAAUGAAAGAGGCAGUUGUAAAGAGGAAACACCAAUCUGGAAAUUGAAACUGGACCCCACCCCAUCCUUCUUCCAUUUCCCACGGUUCUGGCUCUCUCUCUAAACCAACACUUCAACAUUUCCACACUCUCCUCCCAGUCCUCACCUGAACAAGUCUCCGGCCACCGGCAUCAUCAUCUUCCGGCGAUGUCCAAGCAGACCUACAGAGUGUGCUUCUGCUUCCGCCGCCGCUUCCGCCUCGCCGUGUCGGAAGCGCCGGACGACAUCAAGUCCCUGUUCGACCAGUACUCCGAGAAUGGCCUCAUGAGCCUCGAUCACCUCCACCGCUUCCUCACCGAAGUCCAGAAGGAGGACCUGACCAAGGAGGAGGCCCAGACCCUACUGGAUCAGAGCCUCCACGAGUUCCGCCACCUCAAUAUCUUCCACCGCAAGGUUCUCAACCUCGAGGCCUUCUUUAGGUUCCUCUUCGGCGACAACAACGCCCCUAUCAACACCAAGGUACACCAUGAUAUGAAAGCGCCUUUGUCGCAUUAUUACAUACACACCGGACACAAUUCAUACUUGACCGGGAAUCAGCUGAGCAGCGACUGCAGUGAUGUGCCGAUUAUAGAAGCUCUUCAUAGAGGUGUGAGGGUGAUUGAGCUUGAUAUUUGGCCUAAUUCGACCAAAGAUGACGUGGAUGUGCUUCAUGGAGGGACCUUGACUGCUCCAGUGGCACUUCUCAAAUGCUUCAAAUCUAUAAAGGAACACGCUUUUGUUGCAUCUGAGUACCCUGUUGUAAUUACCUUAGAGGAUCAUUUAACCCCUAAUCUUCAAGCUAAAGUUGCUGAGAUGAUCACUCAAACAUUUGGAGAGGUGCUGUUUUCUCCUCCGGGGUCCGAGUGUCUUAAUGAGUUUCCAUCCCCAGAAUCACUGAAGAGAAGGGUUAUUAUAUCAACUAAACCACCUCAGGAAUAUCUUGAGGCUAAAGCUGCUGCCGAAAAAGCUGCUGCGGCUGCAAAUGACUUAAAGAGGGGAAAGAGUUUAGCUCCUGAUGAGGAAGCUUGGGGUAGAGAAGUCCCGGACCAAAAAGGAGCAGUUGCAGAAGAUGAUAAGGUGAAUAAAUUGGAUGAAGAAGAUAGCCCUGAGGAGGAAUAUGUUGAGGAUGUAGAGUCCAAGUCACCACAAAAUGUAGCACCUGAAUAUAAGCGGUUAAUUGCCAUUCAUGCUGGGAAGCCUAAAGGUGGAUUGAGGGAGUGUCUCAAAGUGGAUCCCAAUAAAGUGCGGCGUCUUAGCUUAAGUGAGCAACAACUUGAAAAGGCAUCAGAAACUCAUGGAAAAGAGAUAGUCAGAUUUACCCAGAGGAAUAUUCUGAGGGUGUACCCAAAGGGUAUACGUGUGGACUCAUCGAAUUACAACCCAAUGAUUGGGUGGUCACAUGGUGCUCAGAUGGUUGCAUUCAAUAUGCAGGGACAUGGAAGAUCACUGUGGGUGAUGCAAGGAAUGUUUAGAGCUAAUGGUGGAUGUGGAUAUGUGAGAAAACCAGAUUUUCUGUUGAACACUACAGAGAUCUUUGAUCCUAAACAGAAGUCAUCAGUUAAGAAAACAUUGAAGGUGAAAAUCUAUAUGGGAGAAGGGUGGUAUUAUGAUUUUAAGCACACGCACUUUGAUGCGUAUUCACCUCCUGAUUUUUAUGCAAGGGUAGGUAUUGCUGGAGUUGCUGCAGAUACUAUAAUGAAGAAAACAAAGACUCUAGAGGACAACUGGAUUCCUGCUUGGGAUGAAGAAUUCGAAUUCCCUUUAACUUGUCCUGAACUGGCUGUGAUUCGCAUUGAAGUUCACGAGUACGACAUGUCAGAAAAGGAUGACUUUGGAGGGCAAACAAGCCUCCCACUGUCUGAGCUGAAAAAGGGCAUUCGAGCAGUUACCUUACAUGAUCGUAAGGGAGAGAAGUACAAAUCCGUAAAGCUUCUUAUGCACUUCGAUUUAGUUUGAUACUACAACAACGUCUCAGAGAAGAACAAUAAGCACAAACCCUUUUAUGUAAAUUUUUGUGUGUGUAUGUAUUUUAUUGUAAAAGAAUUGCUUUCCCAGUGUGUAAAGUUGUAGAGAUUGAGAAAACAGCUGGUGUUUCAUAAUAAAAAUUUUGAAGCUGUAUUCAGUGAGAAU
Molecule: messenger RNA, 2216 nt
Organism: Fragaria vesca subsp. vesca
Lineage: Eukaryota; Viridiplantae; Streptophyta; Magnoliopsida; Rosales; Rosaceae
Product: phosphoinositide phospholipase C 2-like
Exons: 9
Coding region: 255-2042 (595 amino acids)
Biological process (GO): lipid metabolic process; phosphatidylinositol-mediated signaling
Molecular function (GO): phosphatidylinositol-4,5-bisphosphate phospholipase C activity
Source: RefSeq, a predicted model, not a curated record